AUGGCGGCGCCCAGCGAGGGCCGACCGGGCCGGAGCGCUUCGCCGUUUCCAGGCACCGACAACGGCCCCUUCGCUUUCCCCUUCUCCAUCCCGCACGGCGCCGCGGGCUCCGGGGCGGAGGAGCCGUCCAAGAAGCCGUGCCGAGCCUGCACGGAUUUCAAGAGCUGGCUCCGUGAGCAGAGGAAGCAGGCGGCCCCUGGCUACGCGGCGGUUGUGGAGGACAAAGAGCCACCACCGGACUGUCCCCUCGACAGCGAGCAACUGGGCCGCAGCACCUGGGCGUUCCUGCACACCAUGGCUGCGUACUACCCCGACCGCCCCACCGGCGCCCAGCAGAAGGAGAUGAGGGAGUUCAUCAACCUCUUCUCCAAGUUUUACCCCUGCGAGCACUGCGCCGAGGAUCUGAGGGAAAGAUUGCGUGCAAAUCAGCCCGAUACUAGCAGCAGAAAUAACUUCUCCCAGUGGUUGUGUCUUCUUCAUAAUGAAGUGAACAGGAAACUGGGGAAAUCUGAAUUUGACUGCUCCCGGGUGGAUGAGCGCUGGCGAGAUGGUUGGAAAGAUGGCAGUUGUGAUUAA
Mesitornis unicolor (brown roatelo) is the source of this 576-nucleotide messenger RNA. RefSeq names its product growth factor, augmenter of liver regeneration (gene GFER). Gene Ontology annotation, cellular component: mitochondrion. The record is from RefSeq and is a predicted model, not a curated record. The transcript is spliced from 3 exons. Gene Ontology annotation, molecular function: flavin-dependent sulfhydryl oxidase activity; flavin adenine dinucleotide binding. NCBI's taxonomy places the organism in Eukaryota, Metazoa, Chordata, Aves, Mesitornithiformes, Mesitornithidae. Gene Ontology annotation, biological process: liver development. Bases 1 to 576 code for a protein of 191 amino acids.